Messenger RNA from Schistocerca nitens (vagrant locust), 1498 nucleotides. RefSeq names its product BTB/POZ domain-containing protein KCTD12 (gene Ktl). Gene Ontology annotation, molecular function: protein binding. Gene Ontology annotation, biological process: protein homooligomerization. The transcript is spliced from 3 exons. Lineage: Eukaryota; Metazoa; Arthropoda; Insecta; Orthoptera; Acrididae. The record is from RefSeq and is a predicted model, not a curated record. Bases 3 to 776 code for a protein of 257 amino acids.
GCAUGCAGGACGACAGCGGCGACUGCUCCGCGGCGGCGACGGCGGCGGCGGCGGCCUUCCCGCCCGUGCUCGAGCUCAACGUGGGCGGCGUCUACUACACGACGGCGCUCAGCACGCUAACGCUGACGCCGUCGCUGCUCGCCGACACGUUCUCGGGCAGGACGGCGGUGCCGCCGAGGGACGCCAAGGGGCGCUACUUUCUGGACCGCGACGGCGUGCUGUUCCGCUACGUACUGGACUUCCUGCGCAACGGCGCGCUCGUGCUGCCCGACAGCUUCCGCGAGGGCCAGCGGCUGCGCCAGGAGGCACUGCACUUCCGCCUGCCCGCGCUCGCCGACGCCGUCACUCGACAGAAGGAAGAGGAUCAGGCGUGUGCGGGCUCCGGCAAGGGCCGCGGAGCGCCCGGCUUCAUCACGGUGGGCUACCGCGGCAGCUUCGCGUUCGGCCGCGACGGGCUGGCCGACGUCAAGUUCCGCAAGCUGUCGCGCAUCCUGGUGUGCGGCCGAGUCGCCCUCUGCCGCGACGUCUUCGGCGAGACGCUGAACGAGUCGCGGGACCCCGACCACGGGCUCAGCGACCGCUACACGUCGCGCUUCUUCCUCAAGCACUCAUUUAUAGAGCAGGCUUUCGACAUGCUGCAGGAGCACGGCUUCAAGCUGGCCGGCUCUUGCGGCUCGGGAACGGCCGGCGGAUCCGUCACCGACCUCAAGCCGGGGGUCGACACGGAGGAGAACCGCUGGAACCACUACAACGAGUUUGUGUUUGUGCGCGAGUAGAGCGCCUCCCCAACCCAGGAAGAAAUCAAGUCACUAAUGUCCAUAGUGUGUGUGUACUAGGUGGUGAAAUGAAGUAACCAUUUAUCAGUAGUAUACUACGUAAAGUGAAAGUGUGUUACUGUGUGGUAGACAAAAUUUAUAAAUACAGUUCAUCACCUCAGUUCCAUAUAUGACAAAUAAGAAAUCUAUAAAUAAUAAAUACUUUGUAAAUCUUGCUCUGUUUAAAGUACAUGUACACGAUACUAAUACUAUCUAUAUUUUCUCUACUCAACUGUAAUUCUUAACUGACACAGUUUCUAUAGCAAGAAGUAAGUAUCAACCUUCUGUAGACGAUGUUUUGUGGACAAUUACUGGACCACUAAUUUUGUUACUUUUGUAGAACAAUUGAGAUAGAAGCUGUGAUUCUGCUUGUUACGCUACGUUUAAAUCAGUUACUUUAGAAAGUAAUGUCUGCAGUAAAUCAUUUAACACAGAGUAAAAUGAACUCGAGCGGUAUUUGUCGUAAUGCCAGCUGUGUAGCUGCACUAGAUUGAGUAAGAAUUUCUUAGAAAUUUUCAUGUAACAAAUUUCAUUUGUUGAAUGUUAAUGUAAAGGAGAAGUGAUUCUCAGCAUCUGUUAUGUUCUCAUAGUAUCUAGUGUAAAUAAUGUCCUUAUCAUUUGUGUCAUCCGCCGUGUAAUUGGUUAUUAGUUUGUUUCCACGUAAUAAAAGAAGAUCUUUAGAA